Molecule: messenger RNA, 549 nt
Organism: Ascochyta rabiei
Lineage: Eukaryota; Fungi; Ascomycota; Dothideomycetes; Pleosporales; Didymellaceae
Exons: 1
Coding region: 1-549 (182 amino acids)
Source: RefSeq, a predicted model, not a curated record
AUGUGUUGGUCAAAGGGGAUUUCGAACAGCGAGAAUUGCAACGCGACGGCGGCGCCGGACGGAUGGAUGGAGACGUGCAUGUCUGUGCCAUGGAACUGGCAAGAAGCAAAGUGCUGCUUGUACUGUACAUGCAUGCUUCGGACCGUCUUAUGCACCAGAGCCGGGUUUGUUCUCCGCUCCCAUACGGCGUUGGAUAGAUACAUCAAGCAAUCAAUUUGCAGCUUCCAGCGACAUGCCAGGGUCUCGCCAAUUCCAUCGUCUGGGCUGCGAACCGCACGAGAAAUGCCUCAACGCCUCCCAGGACGCAAAAGGCAUCAGGCCUGCUCGCUUCGACUGGCAGGGCUGAGGGUGUAUGGCAUGCAUCCACUUAGCCGGGAGAGGAAGGCACGAGCCCAAGGCAUGAUCCUGCGCCUUGGGCCUGCAUUCAACCCGCGCAUCUACUUGGGACAGAACUUCCUCAGGGACCAGAACUUUGAUCGUGUUGACGAGCGGACACAAAUCCAAGAGAUGAACACCAACCGCAUAAAUGGACGUACCUGGCCCGGCUAG